Messenger RNA from Brachypodium distachyon (stiff brome), 1181 nucleotides. RefSeq lists its product as uncharacterized. The record is from RefSeq and is a predicted model, not a curated record. Bases 24 to 356 code for a protein of 110 amino acids. NCBI's taxonomy places the organism in Eukaryota, Viridiplantae, Streptophyta, Magnoliopsida, Poales, Poaceae. The transcript has 3 exons.
UUCGCAAAAAAAAGAAAAAACAAAUGGCUGGUGCCGACGAAUCGUUUCCCAAUGGCGAUGAGUCUAGCGGCGGCUGGAGGAACGGGGAGACUCAUAUGGCCAGUGGAGAAGCUGAUUCGUGGUUCCCGAUGGCGAACCCGGAGGAUUUCGACAUUUUUGGAUCAAGUGUAUGCAACGGUGAUUCUCAGCGGAAUUUCGUGGAAGGCGUUGUUGAUGAUCCAGUUGAUGAACUAUCCAAGGAGCCGGACGGAGGUUCGGGCCUUUGCGGCGAAGGGGGAAAAAGCGCAGAUACACGCCUGAAGGUUCUGAUACUCCAGCAGCUAUGUCUGAUGGUUGGAUUAAAAAAGUGCGCGUGACUGAUUCCACGGAAGAAAGAAAAACAAAUCCUGAGAAACCGUCUGCCUAGUUUCUCAAAAGAAACGGUCUGCCUUGGAGAGCACAAUUCGCAGCUAUGUAGAGAAUAGCUGAAUAGGCGUCCAAUGGUUGUGGAUCCUGCAACUGGUACCUCGUUCGAUUCUCUGGACGAGGCGUACAGUUUCCACGAGAGUAGGAGGGAUCCGGAUAGGUGAUGGAUCCUGGCAGAAUGCACCAGCAGAGAGCAGGGAAGGUGUUUGUGGAAAGGUUGGCCAUGUGUGUUUUGUUUUUUUGUUUGCAUGUUUUCCUAAUCAGAAUGAUCACGCUAAUGACAAUUAAAAAUAAUAAUGUUUGUAAAACGGAGAAAGGAGCUUGAUGAUGAGUACACCAGUGGGAUCAUAAGAGUGAAUGCAAAGCUGGACAGUGAGGAAGCCCAAUUAGAGGCAGAGGAACUGCAGAAAUUGGAUCUUUUGAAGGAAGAAAUUUUAAGAAAUCUAAGAUUCGGUCAUGAGACGAGAGACGAGACGUUCGAAGUUGUUAGGUGAUCUGAAGACAAAAUAUGAUGCUGGGAGUCAGGCCUCGUUUCAUCUGAGAGGAUCAUUGAGCGGAUAGGUGAAAGACAAUGGAUCAUAAUAUUUUUUUGUGACGGAAUUUUAUCGUGAAACCUUUAUUGUGGGCUAUGUUAGAUGGAGAUUUCAGUUUAUCUGUUGAUUGAAGAAUGUUUUGUUUGCAGCAACUUGAGAGCUAAAACUAUUUUUGCUUAUGGUGAAAAAUCGUCAAGUGUAUCGUGAUAUUUUGUCAUAAUUUGAUGGUGUAUCUAUCUUUUA